CAGCAAAUAGCUGCAGCUCCUGGACAAGCUGCACAUUUUGAAGAUCGCCUCCUUUCUGGGCCACAUAAACAAAAAGAAAUCACACUAGAUUGUCGUUAUAUGGGAAGACUGCGGAGAUUUAUCUGGGGUCGAGAUGGCCAAAGCAGCAGAACAAGCCUACUACCGGUUCGUGGUCCUGUUUUUUAACUGUAUGCUGACUUUCGGCUCUUAUUUCUGCUUUGACAUUCCCAGUGUCCUGCAGGAGCAGUUUCAGGGGAAUUUGACAUGUCCAAACGGGACAGUGAGUAACAGCACUGGUAAUGGCACAGGAACGUGUGUGGAAGGUUUGGGAAUGACGCCACAGGAGUAUAACCUGCUCUACGCCGUCUACGCCUGGACGAAUGCUGUGGUGGUCAUCAUGGCGGGAUUCCUCAUUGAUAAGUUGGGAAACCGCUUCGGCGUUUUUCUGUUCUCCUUCCUGACUGUGUUGGGCUCAGCGAUCUUCGCACUGGGGUCUCAUUUUAAGGGCACGACGUACCUGUUGCCCCUCAUGUUGACUGGACGACUUCUGUUUGGAUCUGGAAACGGAUCCCUGACCAUUGUCCAAAACCGUAUCACAGCGUUCUGGUUCCGCGGGAAGGAGCUGGCUCUGGCGUUUGGACUGACCCUGGCCUUCUCUCGAUUGGGCUCGGUACUGAACUUCUUCUUCACGCAGAGGUUUGAGUCUCAGUAUGGUAUGCAGUGGACGCUGUGGGGAGGCACAUUCCUGUGUGUUCUUGGGUUCCUGUCGGCUAUAACGGUCAGUGUUCUGGAUAAGAUGGGCAUGAAGCAGCUGGGAUUGGAUGGAGUGAUUCAGGAGGAGUCACGCAAAGUGAGAGUUCAGGAUGUGAAGCGUCUGUCUCUCAGAUACUGGCUGCUGGUUCUUACCAUCAUGUUCUUUUAUAAUGGCAUCUUCCCCUUCAUCGCUGAUGCCAGUAAGUUCAUCCAGGAUAAAUACAGCGGGUACAGUCAGAAGGAGGCGGCGUACAUCGCGGGUGCUGUGUAUGACAGUUCACUAGUGCUGUCUGCUGCUGUCGGCAUCCUCAUCGACUAUGUGGGGCUGCGCGGUGUGUUUGCAGGGCUCUGUGCCGUGUUGACACUGCCUGUGUUUGGUCUGCUGGCCUUCACGUUUGUCCCUCCUCUCGUAUCUACCAUCUGGCUCGGCAUCACAUACUCAUUUGCUGCUGCAAGCAUGUGGCCUUCAAUCCCCCUGGUGGUGCCUCAAGCCACACUAGGCACAGCGAUGGGAUUGGCCACAUCCAUACAGAUGAUUGGCAUCGGCAUUUCCAACCUGGUGGUGGGACAGAUACUGGGCACCACGUCCAGUGAUGUUAAGAUCCCGCUGUGGAGAUGGCAAUAUAUGAUGAUCUUCAUGCUGGCCAAUACCAUCAGCUGCAUAAUCACCUCUACAAUACUCAACAUCGUUGAUUACAGACAGGGAAGCACACUCAAUAAGACAACUAAGAGAUCCACGGCUCCAAGUCCCGCUCAGACAGACACAGAACCGCUGAUGAAUGAAGAGGACAACGAGGAGAUCAGCAACGCUCCCUCCAUCAACAGGACCUAGAAGAACUUAUGUCCCUAUUCUCCCUUAUUAUGGGACAUUGGACGUUACUAAAGGGAAAACACAUUCUCUCAGAACUAAGCGUGUCAUAUGAUUUUCAGUAUUAAUGCUAACAUAAGUUUAGACCAUUCCUAAACUAUUCUUGACUGCCAAGUUUAUUGAAAUACUUUCGGAAAUGAGAGACAAAUAAUCUUUUUAUUGAGGAAGCUGAUAUGGAAAUGUUGACACUGUCAUCCGUUUUAUAAUAUCAAACUAACAUCUGCUUCGUCACAUAUGAACGAUGUUAUUGUCUGAAUAAUUUGAGGGAAUCAGAGGGUUUUAUCUGUAAAUUUACUGUUACUUCAUUUUAAAAACAUGCUGAAAUGGGUCAGAUUAAAUUGUUAAUACUGCUUUUGAACUUGUAUUAUUGACUGAUUACAAUAUGAUUGAAUAAUAUGCAUUUUGCUCAUUUUAAGGAUUUUUUUUACAAAACAAAAAUAAAGUUUUGUGCCACUAAGA
Molecule: messenger RNA, 2080 nt
Organism: Ctenopharyngodon idella (grass carp)
Lineage: Eukaryota; Metazoa; Chordata; Actinopteri; Cypriniformes; Xenocyprididae
Gene: mfsd1l
Product: major facilitator superfamily domain containing 1-like
Exons: 13
Coding region: 134-1585 (483 amino acids)
Biological process (GO): transmembrane transport
Molecular function (GO): transmembrane transporter activity
Source: RefSeq, a predicted model, not a curated record